Aspergillus caelatus is the source of this 1935-nucleotide messenger RNA. Its product is annotated as putative ethanolamine kinase. The record is from RefSeq and is a predicted model, not a curated record. The transcript is spliced from 6 exons. NCBI's taxonomy places the organism in Eukaryota, Fungi, Ascomycota, Eurotiomycetes, Eurotiales, Aspergillaceae. Gene Ontology annotation, cellular component: cytoplasm. Gene Ontology annotation, molecular function: choline kinase activity; ethanolamine kinase activity. Gene Ontology annotation, biological process: phosphatidylcholine biosynthetic process; phosphatidylethanolamine biosynthetic process. Bases 241 to 1515 code for a protein of 424 amino acids.
UUUUUUUUCCCUUCUGGCUUGUGUUCCCUGAGUAUUGAUUGCCGGUCAAUUUAAUACUCUUUAAAAUUACGUAUAUCGUUAUCGUUUGCGAUCCUUAUCGCUCACUAAUAAUAGGGGAAGUCCUCAGUAAACGGACAAAAAAAAAAGAAGAAAAAAGUGCCACAGCCAGCCGUUUAGAACUGUUGUAGUUGACCCGCUUCUCCAUAUAGCUUCUCACCUUUCACUCCUUAAUAAACGACCAUGAUGGGUUCGACAUCUGAGCCGAACAGUUGUCCUCUCACGGCGCUGCGCUACAUCGCACAGUCAUACAACCAUGCCGACUCUCAAGCGUCUGCGCUGCGGUUGGUUCUGACCCUGAACCCUCACUGGGAAGGCCCGGAGAACAACAUCGAGUUCGUGCGCUUUACGGACGGCAUCACUAAUACUCUUCUCAAAAUCAUAAAUCGCAAGCCUGGCUUGACCGAAGAACAAAUAGACAACGAAGCUGUACUGAUGAGAGCGUACGGUAACCACACAGAGAUUCUUAUAGACCGCGAAAGAGAAAUGAAGUCCCACGCCCUACUUGCCAGCUAUGGCCUAGCCCCUUCACUUUUGGCUCGCUUCCAGAACGGCCUGCUCUAUAGGUUCAUUCGUGGACGCCCUGCCACUCAUGAAGAUCUAGUGACAGCUUCCAUUUGGCGUGGCGUUGCUAGAAGGCUUGGACAAUGGCAUGCAGUCCUUCCCAUCCGCGGAGCUGCUGCUCCUGCCCAGUCUGAAGUGGAGAUUGUUUUUCAGAACUCAGUAGAUGUCCAUCCGUCCAAGCAUAACAUUGACUUCCCUCUGAUCAAGCCAAAACAAUCGGGACCCAGCAUGUGGGCUGUUCUCCAGAAAUGGAUCCUUGCUUUGCCUUCUGCUACGGAUGAGCAGCGUAGGCGCAGACUCGGCCUUCAGAAAGAGCUUGAAUGGGCUGUCAAUGAACUGGACGACGGCAAGGGUAUCGGUGAAGACGGGUUGGUGUUUGCCCACUGCGACCUUCUCUGCGCGAAUGUCAUAGCUGUCCCAUCCGCAGAGGCUCCUGUCACAUCCGCGGGUAAGCCCACAGCGACUGUGCAGUUUAUCGACUAUGAAUACGCUACUCCAUCCCCAGCCGCUUUCGACAUCGCCAACCAUUUUGCUGAAUGGGGUGGCUACGACUGUAACUAUAACAUGAUGCCCACAUGUGCCGUUCGGCGUCAGUUCUUGACCGAGUAUGUCAGGAGCUAUACCCGGCACAAAGGUCUCCCAGAGUCGUCUCAGAAGGAGGUCAUCGAUCGACUCUAUGAGGACGUCGAUCGCUUCCGCGGCAUUCCCGGGUUAUACUGGGGUAUUUGGGCCCUCAUCCAAGCCCAGAUCUCGCAAAUCGACUUUGAUUACGCUUCUUACGCCGAAACCCGCCUCGGUGAAUACUACGCCUGGCGUCGAGAGCUCGACGGCAGCCGCGCCAAAGCCGGCGAAGAAAUGCCCCUCCGCGAGCGUCGAUGGGCUCAAGAAGUUUGAACCAACCUCUUCAUCCACCAGCACAAUACAACCUCACAUCUCACAUCACCAGCGUAUAUAGAUUUCACCUUCUUGACGACGAACGUGCUUAUAUGAAUCGGGAAACUUUCCUGUUGUCAUGUGAUCGGGGUUUCAACAUUAUUCCCUCGAGCACGGCAGCAGCGACAAAAGGACGCAAGUAAAACCAGGACAGUGAUGCAUUUCAGGGAAUAAAGCAGUGUAUACCAAAGGAUGGCAUGGAAAGGGCUUUGUCUUCAACGACUGUACUGGUGUUCUUGGGACUUUCAUAGGCGUGUUAGUGGGUUAUCUUUUUCUCAGUUUUCCUUUACUUCUCCUUCCCUUUCUUGAAGUAUGGGUUUAAUCAUGUUUGUGUUCGUGCCUAUGGACAGAAAUUAAGUGUUGUAAUUUUCUGGGUUUUCA